Molecule: messenger RNA, 1473 nt
Organism: Argiope bruennichi
Lineage: Eukaryota; Metazoa; Arthropoda; Arachnida; Araneae; Araneidae
Gene: mRRF1
Product: ribosome-recycling factor, mitochondrial-like
Exons: 8
Coding region: 556-1356 (266 amino acids)
Biological process (GO): translation
Cellular component (GO): mitochondrion
Molecular function (GO): ribosomal large subunit binding
Source: RefSeq, a predicted model, not a curated record
CCGAACCCGAUUAGUGGAACCUAUUGACUAGUUGGUUCCAGAAUUGACAUUCAUUUUUUAGCAGUAUCCGAAUUGCAAAAGGAGUCGUUCCUUUGCAGUUUGGAAUGAAAUGAACCUCCUAUCAUUAGAGAGAAGCAUGAUGUAUAGUGUUGUUUGUUAACUAAACAAGUUUGAAUAUAUUUUCCUGUAAUACAAUAUAUAUUCUGAUAUGAUCUAUAAUUUAAUGUUUAUUCUAAUAUAAUAUAUAUUCUGAAUAAGAUUUAGACAAUACUAAACUUUAUACUCAGCAAUCUUGUAUGAUUUAUUUUCAAAUUCUUGUGUAAUAUCUUAUGAACUAAGAUCGAUUUCAUCGAAGCGAAAAAAUAUUUUUCCGCCGUUCUGAAAGUUUCCAGAUUUGAACCCUCCAGUUCUGAAAGCAAAGAUCUGUCUAGUAUAAACGAUCGGAGUAAAUUUGGUAUGUCACUGAAGGUCAACUGUUGUCCUGUGAAUAUGGUGUAGAAGUUUGGAGAGGGGUUGCUUCUUAGUCAUCAUCUGCCAAAAGUUCAAAAUUAUAAAAUGGAACAUUUGUGGAAACUUAGGCUGUUUAAAUCAGUAUCAAGGACAAUAAGAAUCAAAUCAGUUCAAAAUCUUUGUUCAGCUUCAUGCACUCAUCUACUUCAUUCUGGUUUUGUGCAAAAGCAACCACAAAUUUCAUUACCUGUUGUUUUUCAAGUCCGCAGUUAUGCAAAAAAGGUCCAAGGAAAAAAAGGAGGAAAGCAAAAGCAUGUAAAGUUAAGUGAUGAAGAGAUGGCUGAAGUUAUUGACAUUGCAGAAUAUAAAGCUCAAUUAAGAGCUGCUGUUGACAAGCUCAAAAAGAAUUAUGUUGAGAAUCUUAAUCUUCGUUGGACUGGCAGUAAUGUUGGUAAUUUAAGAGUUAAGUUACAAGAUGAAGAAUUUGCCUUACAUGAACUUGCACGUAUAUCAAGAAAAAAUCCCCAGUUGGUUGUUUUAAAUAUGUCAGAGUUUCCUGAGGUAAUAAAACAUGUUGUUCAAGCCAUUAAUGAAUCUGGGAGUGAAAUGAAUCCACAACAAGAAGGAACAAUGAUAUACUUGACUAUUCCUAAGUUAUCAAGGGAUACCAGAGAAGUAUUAUCCAAGAAUGCUAAAAUAAUGUGCAAUAAAGCAAAAGAGGAAAUACGAGAGUUACAAAAUCAUUAUAUUAAAGUUGCAAAAAGCAAAAAAGAUUUAUCUGAAGAUUUAAUUUUUAAUGCAACAAAUCAAAUCAUGGCAUUAUCAGAUAAAGCCAUGGAUGAAUUAAGAGUUGUCUUGAUGACAAAACAGCAUGAUAUUUUGGGAGAUAAUGAAGGAUCAUUGUAAACAAUUAAUUAAAAUUGUAUUUUGGGUAUAGCAUUUUUAAUUUGUUAAAAAUGAGUAUGAAAUGAAAUAAUGUAAUUAAUUCUCUGAUAAUAAAAUACUGAGAUUUUUUUAACCUCA